Copidosoma floridanum is the source of this 2027-nucleotide messenger RNA. RefSeq names its product putative fatty acyl-CoA reductase CG5065. NCBI's taxonomy places the organism in Eukaryota, Metazoa, Arthropoda, Insecta, Hymenoptera, Encyrtidae. Gene Ontology annotation, cellular component: peroxisome. The record is from RefSeq and is a predicted model, not a curated record. Gene Ontology annotation, biological process: long-chain fatty-acyl-CoA metabolic process. Gene Ontology annotation, molecular function: alcohol-forming very long-chain fatty acyl-CoA reductase (NADP+) activity.
CGCGCUGCCGUUGACGCAUCGCGAUCGUUAUCGUCUUGUUGGUUUCCCUGCUGUGAUUGGAGAUAUAUUUUUUUCCACCCUUACUCUCACAUUGCAGUUUUUAAGUGAUUUUAGCGUGCAAGAUGAGCCUCAAUCGAGUAGAUCCGACCACCUCGAUACCGGCCUUUUACGCUGGCCGGAGCAUCUUGGUCACAGGCGGCACGGGAUUCAUGGGCAAAGUGCUGAUCGAAAAGCUACUCUGGUCCUGUCCAGACAUUCAAGAAAUCUUCCUCCUCAUGCGCCCGAAGAAGGACAUGUCCAUAGACGAGCGGCUCAAAAAAAUGCUGGGCUUGCCGUUGUUCGAUAGGCUGCGCGAGAACCGUCCCAGGGCUUUCGAGAAGUUGAUCCCCGUGACGGGCGACACGACCGAGGAGGGCCUGGGCUUGCCACCCAUCGAGAGACAGUACCUCAUAGACAGGGUCUCGAUCGUCUUCCACGUGGCCGCCAGCGUAAGGUUCGACGACUCGCUGAAAAACGCCAUUUUCAUGAACACCCGGUCAACCAGAGACGUUUGCAUCCUCGCCGCGAGCAUGAAGCAACUGGUGGCUCUCGUGCACGUGAGCUCCACCUACAGCCACACGGACAAGUACUGCGUGGAGGAGAAAAUCUACCCCUUCGAGAUGGACUGGAAGAAGGCCAUCAGGAUAGCCGAGACGGUGGACGACCACACCCUGAGAAUCCUCACACCCAAGAUUUUGGAUUGUUUUCCAAACACGUACACGUUCACGAAGAGACUGGCCGAGGGGGUUGUCGCCGACUACGCCGGUGUACUGCCGAUCGUCGUGUUCAGGCCGUCGAUAGUGAUUUCUGCGAUUUUGGAACCUCUUGGCGGAUGGCUGGACAACUUCAACGGGCCCGUGGGAUUGAUGAUCGGUGGUGGCAAGGGGGUCCUCCGGGUCACUUGGCUCGACGGGCACAAAACGGCCGACUUUAUCCCCGUGGACGUGGCCAUCAAGGCGAUGAUCACCGCUGCGUGGAAACGGGGCAUUGUCACGAUCACCAAGGAUCCAAACAUUGCCGUGUAUAAUUGCUCGGCCUCGGAUCGCAAGAGCAUCAGCAUGUCCGAGAUCGUGGAAAUGGGUCUCCUCCACACCAAGGACAUACCACUAGAGGGUAUCCUUUGGAUCCCCAACAUCACCAUCUCGACCAACAAAUUCGUCUACUACAUCCUGACAAUGCUGCUGCACAUCCUGCCGGCUCUCAUGAUCGACUCGAUUUUAAAGGUCUCGGGAAGGAAGCCCAUGCUCCUGAAGUUGCAGCGAAAAGUGUAUGUGGCGAACAACGCGCUGCACUAUUUCCUGACCAACGAGUGGAAGUUCAUGAACGCCAAGAUGCACAACCUCCUGGUCGACACUCCACCUGCCGACCUCGACUCCUUUGGCUUCGAGUACGCCAGCUUCGACAUAUACAACUACUUCAAGACGUGCAUCGUCGGAGCGAAAAAGUACCUGCUCCACGAAAACAUGAACCGACUGGACGAUGCCAGAAAGCACUACAAUAGAAUGCACUUGAUCGACAGAUUUUUCAAGAUAUGGCUGGGAGCGAUGCUGGCGUGGCUGCUGGUCCGCUGCGGUGUUCUCGGACUGCUCUUCAGCUCCUACCGAUCGACCGUCGAAACGUUCACAGGAUAAAAGGAAAAAAAAAAAAAAAUAAAUAAAAUAAGGCCAUACCUGCUCGGCGUGUGUACACGGGCGCCUUGUGCAUCUCUCUUUUUCAGAUGUGUGUCUACCGAUCGGUAAUAAUAAUUAGACGCCGUUGGAGCAGGAAAAGCAAGCCUGUGUCCUUACCAACCCACGGCACGACGUCAGUGGAGGUGUAAUCGACGAGUUUUAAUUUAAUGGCUCCAAAGACGCAAGCUGUCCUGUAAUAAUAUUGUUAUUGUUGUUACCACACCAAAGGUGUAAAAAUACAAUCGUGUGAUCGAGCGUAAUAAUAACGCUGAGGAGGAAGCUCAAUCGCGGGAAACGUGCGCACGCGAGUGGCUGGUC